Dacryopinax primogenitus is the source of this 1044-nucleotide messenger RNA. RefSeq lists its product as uncharacterized. NCBI's taxonomy places the organism in Eukaryota, Fungi, Basidiomycota, Dacrymycetes, Dacrymycetales, Dacrymycetaceae. The coding region runs from base 1 to 1044 and encodes 347 amino acids. The record is from RefSeq and is a predicted model, not a curated record. The transcript has a single exon.
AUGCCCUUCACUACGCAAGAACUUAGCGGUCGGUUCAGGCUCCCUCCAAACGCUUGGAAGGACGCCUUCCUCACACGAGGAGAUCGGUACCCGACCCCUGUCUUCACACACGACGAAGAACUCUGGGGUGAUCUCGUUCGAGACGAGAUCCACAAGCUGCAGCAGGAGGAGAUGGAGAUGCGCAAAGACGCGAUUCUGCGGGAGAAUGAGCGCAAACGAGCACUGGCUGGACAAACCUCGACAAGGCGUGCGCUCAACUCGUCUUUCCAGGGCCCGUUCGCCCUGCAAAUGCCGAUUUCUGAAUAUCAUGGAUGGCAGGGCGUGCCUGCUCCUAUCCCGCAAAAUAUCAGCUACGCGAAUGAGUACGCGACUCGACAGGCUCAGACGUACCGGGAUUCCAGGCAUACGGCUCCGCAGCCUGAGUCGUACGUCGACAACCUUGCGAGGACGGUCACGACCUAUCGGGAGCAACAGGAACAACUGCGACGUUUGGAAGAAUGUCGCCGGCGUAUGCGGUUGGAUGGUGACCAGUACCAGCGAAACACGCUCUAUGCUCCUCUACCGCCCAGGGUAGAGGUCGCCCAUCAGUCCGCGAGAGCCUGCCACGCUCCUGCUGUUCUAGCUCGUGAAGUCCUCACUUUCGGGAGCGAGUCUCCUCUCUCUCUGCGGUCGGUUCACCCCAUAACUUCAUACGGACACACCUUCCAGACAGCAGAGCACAUGCUGCUCUUCCUCCGGCUCGAGCCGGGACAACAUCCUGCCGGAGUGAUCAAAGAUUUCCUGGAGCUUCCCAACCCCAAGGUAGCGGCUGGCAGGCAUCCGGGGUCAUUGAGGAACGACUGGUGGCGGGACCCGAAGCUGAGAUGGGAGACGGUGAGGGAGGUGGUGAGGGCGAAGUUGGACCAGUCGGCAGAGGCGAGGCAGGUGCUGGUGGAGAGUGGGGAAUGGGACCCAGGGGAUGGGGAGGAUUCGAGUGGGGAGAAUCUGGUCGGGAGGGCGUUGAUGGAAUACAGGGCAGAGAUUGGCCAGCGCUGGAGACUUUGA